Gymnogyps californianus (California condor) is the source of this 2530-nucleotide messenger RNA. RefSeq names its product chordin like 1 (gene CHRDL1). Gene Ontology annotation, molecular function: protein binding. The transcript has 12 exons. The record is from RefSeq and is a predicted model, not a curated record. NCBI's taxonomy places the organism in Eukaryota, Metazoa, Chordata, Aves, Accipitriformes, Cathartidae. The coding region runs from base 45 to 1430 and encodes 461 amino acids.
AUUCUCUACUUUGGAGGCUCUUUCUUUUCCUUUUGUCGAUAAAGAUGAGAAAAAAGUGGAUAUUGGAAGAUUUUCAUUUUAUCUUUUUUGGUGUGCUCUGUCUCCUUUUCAUAGAUGGAGGUAAACUAGAACAAGUAAAACAUUCAGAUACAUACUGUGUGUUUCAAGAUAAGAAGUAUCGUGUAGGAGAAAGAUGGCAUCCUUAUCUAGAACCCUAUGGCCUUGUUUACUGCGUUAAUUGUCUUUGCUCAGAGAAUGGAAAUGUACUAUGCAGCAGAAUAAGAUGCCCAAGUCUACACUGUCCUUCCCCUGUGCAUGUACCACAGCUGUGCUGCCCACGAUGCCCAGAAGACUCCCUUUUCUCAGUAAGCAGCAAAAUCACCGGGAAAUCCUGUGAAUACAAUGGCACCACUUACCAUCAUGGUGAAAUGUUUGUGGCAGAGGGGCUUUUCCAAAACAGGCAAGCAAACCAGUGUGCCCAGUGCAGCUGCUCAGAAGGAAAUGUGUACUGUGGGUUGAAGACUUGUCCCAAAUUAACUUGCUCUUUCCCAGUUUCUGUUCCGGAGUCCUGCUGUCCAGUUUGCAGAGGAGAUGGAGAAUUAUCAUGGGAACAUUCUGACGGAGAUAUCUUCCGGCAGCCAGCCAACAGGGAAGCCAGACACUCAUACCAUCGCUCCCACUACGACCUGUCACCCAGCUCUGCAAGGCAGGUAGUCAACAUUCCACGAUUUCCCAAUGCCAGGAGUAACCGUGGAGUCCUACCGGAUCCCCAGCAAGCUUCAGGAACAAUAGUACAAAUCGUCAUCAACAACAAGCAUAAGCAUGGACGAGUUUGUGUUUCAAAUGGCAAAACAUACUCACAUGGUGAAUCUUGGCAUCCUAAUCUCCGGGCCUUUGGAGUCGUAGAGUGUGUGUUGUGCACCUGCAACAUCACCAAACAAGAAUGUAAGAAAAUUCAUUGUCCAGAACAAUAUCCCUGCAAAUACCCUCAGAAAGUAGAAGGAAAAUGCUGUAAAGUCUGUCCAGGUAAACCAAAGCGGGAGGUGUUGCCAAGUCAAACCUUUGACAACAAAGAUUACUUCUGUGGGAAAGAGACAUUUCCCGUCUAUGAAUCCGUUUUCACAGAGGAAGGAGAAACCAUCAGAAAAAUUGCAGUAGAGACUGAAAAGCCACCUCAAAUAGAAAUACAUGUGUGGACAAUUAGAAAAGGGAUUCUGCGUCACUUCUAUGUUGAAAAAGUGUCCAAGAAAGAAUUUGAAGAACUUCCUUACUUCAAGCAGAUAACAAGGACAACCCCUAGCCAGUGGAAAAUAUUUAGCGAGGGAGAAGCUCAGAUCAGCCAAAUGUGUGAAAGCAGAGUGUGCAGGACUGAGCUCGAGGAUUUGGUAAAGGUUUUGUACCUUGAAAAAUCUGAAAAGGGUCACUGUUAAGGGAGACAGCACUGGAGGGAGAAACACAAGAAAACUUAUGAAAACUUGGAUCUGCAGCUGGACUGCAGGCUUAUUUUGCUUAAGUCAACAGUUGCCCUAAAAACCAAAACUAUAAUGCAGUAAUUAUUCACAUCAUGCACAGCAAAUUUGCUGCUUUAUGUGUAGUGGUCUGUGUCAACCGUUCAAAUAUCUCCUCCAAAAGACUAGGAGGCUCUGUAUUACUGGUGGGGGAAGGAGAAAGAGAGACUGUACUUUCCCAGAGUUGCAUUUCUUUACAAGUUAAAAAGAGAAAACAGAACAUUUUUAUUAUUAUUAUUUGGCAAGUUAUUCAAACUAAUGAAAAGAAGAACACCUAAUAAAUGUGCAGGAGCUAUGGAGAGCAUUAUUUCCUGUGCUGAAUUUAUACCAUUUCUGGUGUUGAAAUGAGUCAUGGAUUUUUUUUAAUAGUGGAGGAAAAAUACAAGUGAUACAAUACUUGUGUUGGAGACAUAAAAAACAGAUUUAAACUAACAAACUCCUAAGCAGCCUGCCUUUGGGAUGAUGUCUUGUAGUUGAGCAAACUGAGUCCAUAAACUGAACAGCAGGUGUUAGUGGCAAUCACUGUAUUUUUGUAGCAAUUUGAGAAAAUGUUCGCUUUUAAGUGGUUUUCACUGUUUCCUCCACCCAGUUCUCUAAAACAUGUGAAGUGUUAGCUCCCUAUCACAGCCCUAAUAACUUCAUUCUUCUGGGCCCUAUUAACACAUGGUCUUGGCUGAUAAACUGCCUUCUAAAGUGACGUGGCAGAAAGUGGUGAAGUACUUGCGGUACUUUUGAAACACCUAGAGGGUGAAACCUCCUGAUUAAUAACUCUUUAAGAGUUGCAACACUGCUUAAUUUAUUUGUUCUGAUUUGUUACAAACCUAAUCAUCUUCUGCAUUUUUCUGAGGGUGACCUCUCAAUUCUCACGCUUCAAGGACAGCUCUCUCCCAUGACAAACACCAAACAGCUACAGCAGGCCUUUAGAACACAGCAGCUCUCUGAAAACUGUUAUCUUUGUGAAAAGCAAAUCUGAGAGAUUCUGUUAAAUUUAGUAUAGCAUGUCUGCAGUGUGUUUAAGAAAG